Gaeumannomyces tritici R3-111a-1 is the source of this 1964-nucleotide messenger RNA. RefSeq names its product arabinogalactan endo-1,4-beta-galactosidase. The record is from RefSeq and is a predicted model, not a curated record. Gene Ontology annotation, molecular function: glucosidase activity. Bases 481 to 1542 code for a protein of 353 amino acids. The transcript is spliced from 2 exons. NCBI's taxonomy places the organism in Eukaryota, Fungi, Ascomycota, Sordariomycetes, Magnaporthales, Magnaporthaceae. Gene Ontology annotation, biological process: pectin catabolic process.
UAGAAAUAAUAACAAGAUUAAAAUAAAAAUACGAAUAACAAUAGGGAUAAUAACAGGAAACGAAAAUAAGAAGCGGAAAGUGUACGGACUCGAUCUUUGGGACCUCCUGUAAGACUGCGGUUUUUUUUUUGUGGUAGGCGUGCCUACCAAAUGCCGCUAUAAUAAUUAUUCAAUUUCUGCAGUGCACAACAGCGGCGGAACCCAAUUGUGCAUCUCGGACGGAUGGUUUCCCCCGAUGCGGCGGCCGGGAGGAGGACCUCCAUCGGAACAGCGCCCUUGACUGGGCCAUGCGGAGAAAUGGCGUGUAGGUACCUCCCUAUAUGCGGGGGGAAACCAGAGGCCUUGGAUAUAACUCGGAUUAAUCGCUGGGGCUUGUACGAAAUGCUGCUCCAGCUCGCAACUUGCCAUUAGGUACGGGAGGCAUUUCCAAGUAGGUAGGCACUCCGACGAAAAAAAAAACGAAAAAAAAAACAAGUCGCCAUGCUUCUCGACACCCUAGCCCGCGCCCUGCUCUCGCUGCCGCUGCUCGCCGGCACGGCACGGGGGCUGGCGUACAAGGGCGUGGACUGGUCGUCGGUCGAGGUGGAGGAGAAGGCCGGGAUCAAGUACCAGGCCGCCGAUGGCAGCACGCAGCCGCUGGAGCGCAUCCUGGCCGCCAGCGGCGUCAACAUGGUGCGGCAGCGCGUGUGGGUGAACCCGCGCGACGGCAACUACAACCUCGACUACAACGUCCGCCUGGCCCGGCGCGCGGCGGCGGCCGGCAUGCGGCUGUACGUCAACCUGCACCUGUCGGACACGUGGGCCGACCCGGCGCACCAGGCCAUCCCGGCGGGGUGGCCGUCCGACAUCGACGGCCUGUCGUGGCGGCUGUACAACUACACCAAGCAGGUGGGCGACGCGUUUGGGAGCGCCGGCAUCGCGCCGGCCAUCGUGUCCAUCGGGAACGAGAUCAGGGGCGGGCUGCUGUUCCCGACGGGCCAGUACACCAACUUUUACAACAUCGCCCGCCUGCUGCACUCGGCCUCGGCCGGCAUCCGCGACAGCAGGCUCGGCAGGGGGCCCAAGAUCAUGGUGCACCUGGACGACGGCUGGAACUGGGACACGCAAAAGUGGUUCUACGAGAGCUUGCUCAAGCAGGGGCCGUUUGUGUCGUCGGAUUAUGACAUUAUGGGCGUCAGCUACUACCCGUUCUACAACGCCGACGCCACGCUCGCGCGCCUCAAGACGUGCCUCACAAACAUGGCCAACACCUGGGGCAAGGAGAUCGUGGUGGCCGAGGUCAACUGGCCGACGUCGUGCCCGUCGCCGCGGUACCAGUUCCCGGCCGACGUGCGCUCCAUCCCCUUCUCGGCCGACGGCCAGGUCCAGUUCCUCCGGCGCGUGGCCCAGACGGUGGCGGGCGUCCGCAACGGCAACGGCAUCUUCUACUGGGAGCCGGCCUGGGUCAACAACGCUGGCCUGGGCUCGUCGUGCUCCUCCAACACCAUGUUCGCCUGGCCGGGGAAGGCGCUCUCGAGCUUGUCUGUGUUUCGCGAGCUAUGAGGAGAGGGGAUUGUGUCGGAUUGUGAAUGAUGUCGGGUUGUAUUGUUUGUUCUCAAAGUGUAGAUACUGUCUCGUCUUGUACAUGGAGGAAAUGAAAGUUCAUAUGGGGGUUUGACCGGGUAUCUAGCGGAGUUCCUGUUUACGGUGCUUCGAGAGCCCCUCGGGUGAGCAAGGCUCCGGGGUUGCCGCUUUGAGUCUUGCCAUGAGCCCCUGGAUCUGUUCCCAGGUGACGGCUUCGUCAGGCCGGGUCCACCCUUCAAGAUAUGGGAGGCGCUCUUGCUCUGUAGGGCAUAAUCCGACAAGUCAGUUCAUAUGUUCCGGAAACAAGCCUCAGUCCACUUUUUGGCAACGCCUCACUUACCAAACAGUACCUUGACAAAAUCCCUCCUCGCCGUGCCCCGAGUCCCACGGCCCAUGAACAG